AACUAACUAGGAAACUUGAAACUUGACUUGAGUCACAUUCUUGGCCCAUUUAAGUGUUUAUUAAUUCAUCUGAUCAGUGGUCCCUGGACUUUCACUCUGGGUCUUACUCUGUGCUGGUGCUGGAGAUGCACUGGCCAAUAAGCGUGGCUCUUACCCUCAUGAAGCUUAUAGUCUUGGGGGGUGAGGGUGGAGUACAAGCCUUUACUCAAACAAGCACUUAAGCAAAUAGGUAAUUAGAAAUUGUGACAAAUGCCCUAAAAGAAAGAGAAAUAAUAGUACUAUUAAAACAUGUGGCUAGGAUGUGCCCUGGAUAGGGUGUUUCAGGAGAGGUUUCCUUGAUGAAAUUACAUUUGAGAUCUGAAAGAUGAACAGGAGUUAACUAGGGACAGGGGGUGUGAAGAACAUUCAAUCAGGGGGGUCAGAUUAAUCUUGUUUUGUUAAACGAAGUUCAGGGAAGCUUUGCUCUAAAACACUGAUUACUUUCACAUGCAUGGAGGAGACAUCCAUAGUAGUAAGGACAGUCUCUGAUCCAGAAGACCCCAGUUUGAAUCCUGGCUCUGCCACUUGCUCUGUGUUGUUAGGCAGAGCAUUUCACCAGUUUGUGCCUCAGUUUCCUCAUGUGUAAAAUGUCAUAGAGGGUUGUGAGAAUUAAAUUGGUUAAUGUGCAGAGCACUCAGUGUGUGUCACAUAGUCUUCUCUAGUUUAAUGAGUGUCAGCUACUGACUCCUAUGUGGUGCUAGAACUAGAGGGGAAAAGUCUGAUCCUUUAAUGUGAAGAAGGAGGCCCAGGAGAUGGAGUGGUUUCCCAAAUAUCAAAGAAUUAGUUAAUGAAUGUCUGAUCUGGGAAGAGAACUUUUAAAAAACGUAAUGCUUUUACUGUUAAGUCAUUGCUUCUCUAUUCAUUCACACAGAGUUCUAAAGGUGUCUUUGAGUACUUAGGACUGAAAAUGGGUAUCUUCUAUUUAUCAGAUUGUUGGUACAUUUCUUAGAAUUUGUUUGAAAAAGGUUUGGGUGUGGCUUGGUGAGUCUUGAGUUUGGUGACUAGAUUCAGAAUCUUUUUGGGGUCGCUUGUUUCCUCUUAGAAUGGUGCAUUUGCAGGAUGUUGACGCUGAUUUCAAUUUGAUGGGUAUGUUGGCAGCUAUCAGCACAUAUCCAGUAUAUGCCAGACACUUCACCAGUGCUAUAGCACAGGCAUGGGACAAUCAUAAAUGAGAUGUGUUUUGGUCCUGCCCUUGAGGGUGUAGGUAAGUCUACACUAAUCAAUGAUUACUCCUUGGUGCAAAUAGUGCACUGCUUUGGGGAAUAUAGGACAACUAUUUGCUGGGGAAUGAAGGGAGCGCAACCAACUUCCUGGAGAAAACUUUCAUCCAGAAUACAACAGGGAUCUUAGUUGUCCCAGAUAUGAUGAAUUAAAGUUUUACUAUACAGGAAGCCCCUUUUCAUGCUCAGCGAUGUAUGUGUGGGAUAAGGUGGUUGUCUCUUACAUAGAGCUGGAAUAAAGCACGCUGUGGCUAUCUUGAGAGAUCUAUAUUUUCAUUAGAAAUACUUACAUUUGGGAAAACUUAAUGUGACUUUUGGUAGAUCUGAGUCAGUGUAAUUGUUAUCUUCAUUGUUGUAAUGGAUUCAAGAACCGAAACUUAAGAAGUUUCCAGUUCAUUCUGAUUCAUCAUUUGCCAUUCUUGUAAAGGUAGAUUCUCAGAGUCCAAAAUCUCCUCUAAAGCUAAUAACUCUAUUUCCUAUAUUACUUUUAGGCUAUAAAAAAUAGGAUCUUAUAUAGUAAUGCUUUCUAUUUUUUAAAGCACUGAAAUCUACAUUCUUACAUCUGAUUCUUGCGUCAUUAUCCCCAUGUUAUAGGUGAGGAAAUUGAGGUUCAUCAAGGUCAACUGACUUUCUGCAUAAGCAAGACCUAGAUUGAAAAAUUGACAACAGCAUGUUUUACCCACUGAAAGUUGUCCUGAUGCCAGUGUUACUGGGUUAUUCGUUGGGCCUGAAUGACUUGACUAUUUCUGCCAUGGAGUUAACAGUCCACGUGGGUGACUCGGCCCUUCUGGGAUGUGUUUCUCAGAGCACAGGAGAGAAACAUGUGACCAAGGUAGACUGGCUGUUUUCAUCAGGAGAGCACGUCAAGGAUGAGUACGUGCUCUACUAUUACUCCAACAUCAGCGUGCCUUUGGGGCGCUUCCAGAAUCGUGUGCACUUGGUGGGGGACAUCUUACACCAUGACGGUUCCCUCCUGCUCCAAAACGUGGAAGAGACCGACCAAGGAAACUUUACCUGUGAAAUCCGCUUCCAGAUGGAGAGCCUUGUGUUCAAAAAAGUGAUUGUUCUGCAUGUACUACCAGAGGAACCCAAAGAGCUCAUGGUUCAUGUGGGUGAUUCGACUCAGAUGGGAUGUGUUUUCCAUAGCACAGAAGAGAAGCACAUGAGCAGGGUAGACUGGAUGUUCUCAUCAGGAGAGCCUGCCAAGGAGGAGAUUGUGUUGCGCUAUCAACCCAAACUCAGGGCGCCCCAGAACUGGGGCCGCUUCCUGAACCGUGUAAACUUGGUGGGAGACACUUCCCGCAAUGAUGGCUCCAUGAUGCUCCACGGAGUGAAGGAGUCAGAUGGAGGAAACUACACCUGCAGUAUCUACCUGGGGAACCUGACAUUCAGGAAAACCACUGUGCUGCAAGUGAUCCUGAAAGAGUCCCGAACAUUGGUGACCCCGGGAGCCCUCAGACCAGAGAUCCUGGGUGGUAACCAGCUGGUGAUCAUCGUGGGGAUUGUCUGCGCCACCAUCCUGCUGCUUCCAGUUCUGAUACUGAUUGUGAAGAGGGCCUUUGGAAAUAAGAGUUCAGUCACUUCCACCACCCUGGUCAAAAGCCUGGAGAACACAGAGAAGCCUCGUGCAGAGAAACACAUUUACUCCUCGAUAACCACACAAGAGGUGAACGAUGAGGAAGAAUCAGGUGGAAAAUCGGAGGCCACCUACAUGACCAUGCACCCAGUCUGGCCUUCUCUGAGGUCAGCACCAACUAGCCCACCAGACAAAAGGUCAACUGGGGGAAUGGCAAAAACAGAGCAAGCCUUCUGAGAAGAAGGGGUGGUCCUUUCACCCUUGGCUGAGGCAGAGACUCUCUUUGCUGUGUGUCCUGAGUCCAUCCAUAUAGCAGUUGUUUCAGACCCACUGCCCUCCCAGUCCUCUUCCUGCCUCACUGCUUGGGCAGAGGGAUGAUGGAGUUGGAGGGCUCGAAGCCCAGCAGAGACUGGACAGGCCUGGAGGAAGACAGGCUGAUAAGGGGGAGCAGGAUGUGGUCCCCCUGGAGUGAGACCCUGGUCAGCUGCUGCAGUGGCCUCCAGCGUCCCUUCAGGUCAGACCCUCUGCUUGGACGGUGCUCUCUGUGGAAGGUUCCAGAGAGGAAUCACAGAGAUAAAAACUACCCCAAAUGAUUGUUCCUUUGGCCAAUGAUCCCUAAAUAAAUGCAGUCUGUGGCAAUCA
Molecule: messenger RNA, 3477 nt
Organism: Odocoileus virginianus texanus
Lineage: Eukaryota; Metazoa; Chordata; Mammalia; Artiodactyla; Cervidae
Source: RefSeq, a predicted model, not a curated record